Molecule: messenger RNA, 1297 nt
Organism: Bradysia coprophila
Lineage: Eukaryota; Metazoa; Arthropoda; Insecta; Diptera; Sciaridae
Product: epoxide hydrolase 4-like
Molecular function (GO): catalytic activity
Source: RefSeq, a predicted model, not a curated record
UAGAACAACACUUUAAAACGUAUCAUUAAAAUGGUCAAUCCAUUAAGUAGAAUUUCAUCAUUUGUAAUACUAACUUUAUGUGUGGCCACCAUUUCCUCGCUUGAAUUGCAACCGAAACCACGAAACACUGCACCAGCGGUUUUAUUCGAUCCAAAAUAUGGCACACACAAAUUUGCCACUAUUAAUGGUAUUCGUUUGCAUUAUGUCGAAGCCGGAGACCGUACCAAACCGUUGAUGGUGUUCGUACAUGGAUUUCCCGAUUUCUGGUAUUCAUGGCGUUAUCAGAUUCCCGAAUUUUCUAAAGAUUAUUGGACUGUUGCCAUUGAUAUGCGUGGUUAUGCGUGGUCAGAGAGAUCAACCGAAGAGAAAGACUAUGUGUUACCCUGUUUGAUCGGAGAUUUGAAAGCCCUUAUUAAGUAUUUGAAUCGUAAGAAAUGUGUGCUUGUGAGUCAUGACUGGGGCACUUUAAUUGCAUCCGCAUUUAUCGCCAGAAAUCGGCAUAUGGUGUACAAAUAUAUUUUGAUGGGAGCUCCACCUCGGAAAGUGUUCAAGCAGCUUCUUGACGAAUCAACGGACCAGCGCAAUAAGUCAUCUUAUAUUUUAGUGUUCCUGAGCCGAGGUGUCGCUGAAUCAAUAUUGCAGGUCAAUGAUUAUGCCUUCCUCUCGCUAUUUUACAAAAACGAAGAUCUUGAUGUCUACAAAUAUGUCUUUUCGCAACCGGGUGCAUUAACGGCUGGAUUAAACUAUUAUCGUGCGAAUUUUUCGCUGAAGAAGGGAAAGCUUGACUUUGUUGAGAUCGACGGUGAUAAUGAUGACCUAGACGGGAAAAAUGGAAUGUACAUUUUAGGUGGAAAAGAUCCGUACAUGUCGCAGCUAUCAUUGAAUGCUACCGCUAAAGAGUAUCCAAAAAUGCGUGUCACGGUAAUUCCGAAUGCCGGACAUUUCUUACAACAAGAAGAAUCUGAAAUCACCAAUAAUUUAAUUCGCGACUUUCUUGGUCCAGCAUCCGAAAUACAUUUUAAGUAGAAAAGAAAAGUUUAAUUCAAAAAAAAUAAUAAAAUAUCCUUGCAGCAGCAGCAUCCCGCGGAAGUAAGUCAUUACAUGAAUGACACUAGCAUUAAAACUCACUUUCGUAUUGCUUUGUAAGUAAUAGUACAUUGCGUCCUUGUUUGGAGAUUUAUAUUUUGCCGAAAGGGAGGUUAGUAAGUUGGUACUUAAUUGUGUGAAAUAGUUAUUAAUGCAAUCGAGGUGCAAAGUACUUUAUAAGGCUCUAGAUGUGUGUGGCUGUGUGUCAAAA